GAUAUCUUACUCGAGAAUGCCUGUUACUAUUCAACCAGAACAGGAACAAACUCGGGGCAACGAAGUGAAGCGAAUCGACAUGUUGUUGAUUAGAGGCUUUGAGCUCGCGCCACCACCCGACGCCACAUGCUAUGCCCCUCACUGUGUUAUCAGCUGCUUGGACCGCAAGCUUAAAGACCCGAAGGGCCACUCACUGCAUUGCUGCAUACCCGACUUGUACAUACAGAUGUCAUACUCACUGCUGCCUUCGGGUUCUUAUCUUCUUUACCUUCCAUUCCGAUAGCGAAUUCUGCCUAGGAUCCAAAACAAAGCGCACUACAGAAAGAAUUCAGAGACUCUGGAGACCCUACCUGCCUUUCAGGAGUUUCAGGUAACCUACAUAGUCUCUUCCGCAUCUCCGCCAACACUGCCUCCUAGGAUCGCGAAAUGUUUAAUCCGUGGAACCCCGGCGGUGCCGAUUAUCGCGGGAGCCUUCGGGCCCCUCGAGCGCAGCGGUUUGAUGAAUACUACCGCUGUUACCCCCUGAUUAUGGCGCCUGGCGCCGAGCGGCCAGAGCUCAACUACGGCUCCAAAAUCUUCCUCCCGCCGUCAGCCCUAGACAAGGUGUCGAGGUUGCACGUCCAAUGGCCUAUCAUGUUAGAGCUUAUCAACGGUGCAACCGGCAAGCAUACACAUGCCGGCGUGCUCGAGUUUGUGGCUGAAGAGGGUAGAGCAUAUAUUCCCCAGUGGAUGAUGGAAACUCUUCAGUUAGAUGUUGGAGACAUGAUCCAGGUCAAGACGACGUCGCUUGAGCUUGCCAAACUGGUCAAACUGCAACCACAGUCGGUCAAUUUUCUCGAGAUUACCGAUCCGCGAGCCGUGCUCGAAAAGGCAUUUCGCAACUUCGCGGCUCUAACAAAGGGGGAUGUCUUCAACUUUGAGUACAACGACGAGAUCUACAAUGUGGCUGUGUUGGAUGUUAAGCCCGAGACCGAUAAGAUGGGCGUUAGCAUGAUUGAGACAGAUGUCAGCGUCGAAUUUGCCCCGCCAGUAGGUUACGUUGAGCCUGAACGGGUACCACGGGGCAGCGGCACCAGCACGCCUGGCAGCACACGAGGCGUGGGCGGACUCCCCCCCGGGGGCUUGUUGCACAACCAGGGCACAAUGGCCCAAGCAAUCAACUACGACGCCAUUGCGCCGAGUGCUGUUGCAGCGUCGGCAGGAAACUUUCUAGGCGAGGGACAACGGUUGAGCUCCAAGAAAGGCGGCAAGACACCGACCCCCAAGCCCGCAACCCCCGCGGAAACUGCGCUGCCGAAACGGCGGAACAACGGACCGGCUCCAUUGCGUUUACCGCCAAAUAAGUUGUUCCUCGGGUACGAGAUCAAGCCGGUCAAAACGGCCGAAGAUAAGGAGCGGGAAGCGGCGAACGCUAGGCAGCCCCACUUUGCUGGUCAGGGUCAAACAUUAAGGGGCACUGUCAAGAGGAAGGGUGACGGAGACGAAAACGAAGUGGCAGACAGGGGAAAGAAAGCCGAGGAGAGUAAGGGCAGGAGGCUGGACGGCAGGAAAGUCUAGGUGCAGCAGGUGUUGGCGCCGUCAGUCGGGAUCUGAAUUCUUGGUGUCAGGGAAAAUGGCCUCCAGACUUCUGGACACUCCCGCAGGUCGCGAAGAGUGAUUGCGAAGGGCUAGUAUCCAUGACAUUCUAUGUCGUCUAGCCAGGUUCUAGCGCUGCUAUGCGCCAUGCAGAGCACCUGGCUCAGUCUUACUUUUCGAUACCCGCCUGAAUUCAUCACUAGGUAGUUUUGGUCAGGCAAGGACAAGGCGCUGCCUAACCACUGGCAUACACAAUAGAAAUCAGCGUGGAAGCUGCCGUGCGACAUGAAUUGAU
Canariomyces notabilis is the source of this 1870-nucleotide messenger RNA. Its product is annotated as putative ubiquitin fusion degradation protein. The record is from RefSeq and is a predicted model, not a curated record. NCBI's taxonomy places the organism in Eukaryota, Fungi, Ascomycota, Sordariomycetes, Sordariales, Chaetomiaceae. The coding region runs from base 427 to 1557 and encodes 376 amino acids. Gene Ontology annotation, cellular component: VCP-NPL4-UFD1 AAA ATPase complex. The transcript has 3 exons. Gene Ontology annotation, molecular function: polyubiquitin modification-dependent protein binding.